AACCAAAAUUGGGAACCCUAGUAUCCCAGCAUGCCGUGCGGCCCCGCAGACAGGCUGGAAUCCUUUGUUUGAUUCCCCCACCUCCCAGUGGAGAAGUUCAGCAUUCCAGCCUCGGCCUAGGAGCAGCCAGGACAGGUCGCUGCUUGCGGGGAGCUGCCCGAGGGUUCACUUGGGUGUCAAGGGAGAUGGAGGCCACUUUGCCAGCGGUGGCAGAGGAGCUUUUGAAAGAGAUACAAAAGGCUUUCCAGGAGACCGCGCAUGUUCCUGAUGAUCUCCUGUUGGCGCUGAAAUUUGUAUUUGGCUCAUCUGCUGUGGCGGCCUUGGAUUUGGUUGAUCAACACUCAGUCACGAGAAUCGUGUCUUCUAGUGGAAGGGCCGUGUACCAGGUCCUCGGGAGUUCAGGCAAACUGUACACCUGUUAUGCUUCCUGCCACUUCUGCACUUGCCCUGCAUUUGCUUUCUCCGUGCUGCGGAAGAAUGACAGCCUGGUGUGUAAGCACAUCCUUGCCAUGUACCUCAGCCAGGCCACCGGCGCAUGCCAAGAGCUAUCUGUCUCUGACCAGCAGCUGGCAAGCAUCUUACUGGCUGAGGAAGAGGAGGAAGGAAGAAGGACUUUGGACCAUGUGCUUACACCCUCUCUCCUGCAACGCCUCCCUGGCUCCUCUGAGGUACAUCGACAAGCAUUACUAACAUCGCUAAGGCGAGCAAGUGUUGAUCAAGGCAGUUAGUUUUCCUCCCAAGCUGAAUUUAGGCUGGAAAUUAUUUAGCAGCCCUGCACCGUUGUGUUGUAGUAAAUGUUACGGAGCCUCAUAACAUGAGGCUGAGAUUUUGUGACUUCCGUGCUUCAUGUCACCUGCUGCUGUGGUUCCUGCGGGCCUCGAGGAUUUGGGGGAGAGGGGCUAUGAACAGAGAAGUGCAGCUUUUUUGGUGGUUUCUUGGCCCUUCCUCUUACUUCCCUAGUGCAGGGUUGAUCUCUUACAGUAGCUUCUUUGCCUCAACACAUCUUUUUGGGCUGGCCUUUUACGCAUGUACCAGCCCAGAUCCAUCCGGGCUCCUAAGGGUAACCCAGCAGGUAGAAAAAUGUCACUGCUGUCAAGUUAGGCACAGACCUGGUGGUCGUUCUCAGGGGGAUGUAGAUGCAGCCCUCGUGGGAGGUUUAUUGUAUCACAUGUUUAAAUGUUUGGGGCAUAAAAUCAGAAAAAGGGCCGCAACUCGCAGAACCAGUCUAAUUUUACCAAAAUUGGCAGAAAGCUUCUAAAUACAAUUGAUAAUGCAAGUGUGUACUCCAAAUAGUCCUGUAUGGAAAGUGGGAAAAUAUUUAGCCCCCCCGUGUAUAUUUUAUCCAUUUUCCCAUACUUUUUUGUCUUCAGUUAAAGCAGAAGUCUAUAGUCACGUGACAGUAUGAGCUUGUUUGUACCAUGUGAUACCUCACAGUAUUUGUAGAAUGGACUCAUUUGAGAAAUGCUUUUGUCUGCUAUUUUUGUGAAGUUAUGUAGAUAAUAAGACUCCUACUCCUUAAUUAUAAAACAUAUUUUUGAUGGUAGCUGCUCAGCUGGUGACAUUAAGCCAAACAAGCACAUACGAUACGCUGUUGGCAGACACCUCCGAAGAAAGCCAGGGAGCUCCCCCAUUUAGCACCAAACUCACCUGAUCAAGUCCAGGAGCAGGGUUCCUGCUGUGGAUCCCUCAGUGAGAGAGGCACCAAGCUCUAUAAAUGGCAGGGCUCAGCACCCCCACCCCAGUGGCUGGCUCAGGCAGUUGCCUGACUGGCGGGCUGGCUUCUGAACUCCCUUUCUUAGCUGAACUCCCAGCUCUUUCCCGCCUGCGCAGAGCGAGCCUAAGCAUCUAACUCAGGCUUUGGGGAUCCCAGCAUUGUGCUGAUGAUUUUCUAGGCAUCUAAAAGUCCAUUCUGAAAAUAACUGUUUUGAUGUAUUACAUGGUGCAAACAAGCUCAUCCUGUCAUGUGACUACAGACUUUGCCUUAACUGACGGCAGCAGAGUACUGGGAAAUACAUAAAGUAUCUCCCCAGGGGCUAAGUAGUUCCCAACCAGCCCUAUUUUGAGUAUAGAGUCACGUUAUCAACAGUAUUUAGAAGCUUUCUGCCAAUUUUGGUCAGAAUUAAACAAUGUUUCUUCAAGUUAUAGGCCUUAGUGACACAGUAGGGACAGAGCCACUGCUCUGUCCCAUCCCACAGCCAAAUGACCCAGAGCCCAACUCCACACUGAGCUUUGUGUCUGUUGGCCGGAGCUCGGGAGGGUGGGGCACCUGGCUAUGUCUCACUCGUGGAAGGGCGUGCCCAAAGAAAUGACAUGGCACAGAGUUAGGUUGUUUUCAGUGGUAAAUGUAAGUAUUCAUUCUGUAUCCAAAUAACAAAGUUACUGUAACUACACAGCCCAAGUAACACGUGGCGAAUACCAUCCAUCCUAUGUACAUCAGGAACACAUGGGUUAAGUGACAUGUGAACAGCUACAGACACGGCCAGUGCAGGGUUCCUCUGCCAUUUUACUUGGAUUCACGUUUUUAGAAAUCUUCAGUGCUCCGUUUUUUUUUCUUAUUUAAUUAAUUAAAAGAACCCAGUGACACAUCCCAGCUAGGGAAGUGGUGACAUCAGCACAUGGCAAAGGUCCCUCUGAGUGAGUCUCGCUCCUCAGAGGUAUAUAAAAAGGGAUUUGUAGUGGAUCCUGCAGUGUAAACUGUCACCUACAGAUAUUCCUUGAUCAGUCAUUAACUAACUGCUGGUACCUUGCUUUAGUACUUUGCAUUAUGCUCUCUCUUUCAUGCACGCUAGACUGCGAUUUGUUUUAAGGAGAAGGAGGCCAGCACUCAUGGUUUGUGUUGCAAUCACAUAUUUGGGUUACAACCCUCCCCGACCCACAGGUGAGACUGUGGCUGUUCCCUUCCAUGAUUAACAGGAGCAAUACGGCCAAAGACAAUAGAGAGGUUGAAAUGAGAUGAGUCCUCCUGAGAAGGCAGGAAGUGGUCACAUCUGUUGGACAGACAGGGAGCAAGGAAGUUGCAGCAGAGAUGAUCUGCAAAGGGAAGGAUAAAGACCCGGCCUUAAUUUUAACCCUUGUGAUACUGGCUGAAGGAGGAACAGGCUGACUGGAGCUAAAGUUGGGACCGGAUAUUAGUUGAUGUCAGCAGGUGCAAUACCAUCAAAAUCACAGUUGGGAUUCCGUCAGGUUGGGAUCUGGCCCUUUGUAGCUGAAGGGCAGCUAAACCUUCUCCUAGCACAAUGGAUGGUUAGAGUCCGCUAGUCCCAGGAACACCCAGUCUCACACCUGCUGAUCUAUAGCAACCUCCCACAUUGAACCCCGUCAGGUCAGAGACUUAGUGUAAGAAAUAGGAGGGAUUUUUUUCUUAUUCCCUGCAGUGCAGUACAAAAUAAACUCAAAGAAACAAAGCUGGCUACAGUAUUAUUAAAGUACUAAUGACAGACAGCUCUAGCCUUCCCAUACGUGCCCUCUUCACAGCAACCACAUUGCGAAGAAUGGCAGGAGAGGGCUUUGGCUUCCAUUUCUGCCGCUCAGGUUGAUAGCACUUCCUUCCCAACAGACUCCCCCCGGGCACAGAGGGGCAGCUCUGAGAACCUGCAUUCCCAUCCCUGUCUCUGAGCAUGGGCUGUGCAUGUGAGAGCUGCCCAGCGGAGACCAUAUUAAAUACACAGGCAUGAACUACAGCUCUCUGGUGGUCACAUGUCAAGGUACCAAAUGGUUCAGAGAUUAAAUUUGCCACUUCACUGGCACUUUAAGAACCUUCUCCUAAGGCUCCAGUUUAGAAAAGGGUUGCAGCACCAAGGUGGAUACCCAGCCCUUGCGUAAGCCUGUAGUUUCCAGACCUAGCCAGUGGUUUGCCUUGUAACAAACCAGUUCCUUCUUUCCAUUAGCACUGUUACUGGGUAUAAUUUUUAAUGGACCAUCUGGAGUCUGGUAGGAAAUCUGGCCCUUUUGCCAUUUGUGCUCUCCCUGUCAGUGCCAUACACUCUCACAGCUGUAGGCUUGAGGCUCUACCUGUUAAAGUCAGAUUCUGGGGAGAGAAGGGGACUAGUUUUACUGGAAUUUUUGAGCCCCCUUAGAACAAAAGGCCCCCCCACAGGGCAUACCAGGUAUACACUGCUGCUCUUUGCACCUUCAAUGACAGCGUCAACACAUUCAACCCCUUUGGAGCAAACGCCCCAUAGUUCUCCCCACCUGUGUGUCAUUGUAUGUACCACAGUUCACAUAUUAAAUAGGGCUUAGUCAUUUAAAAACCCCAAAAGCUAGGCUUACAGAGAGUUAUUAAGCUCAGUGCACAUUAAGGCUUCUCUGCCCUUCAGUGGAAUUAUAGAACAGUCAGUGGCCAAGAUGGUGCAAAUUAGCCCCUGAGCCAGGGCUGUGGGUGUAGCAAUUUUCGACUCAGUCUAACCACCCGAGAAACAAACCUUGUGCUCAUGUCAGUGCCUGUUCCAAAGGGCUGUGCUGUUCUAUGGGGCCGUUGUUUGCACAAGAGCAUUCUAACUUGACAGGUAAAUACAAUCCCACUCACGACCUUCAGAUAAACAGACAUAAACCUCCCAUAGCUAGGAGAAAGGCGUCUCAACAUCCUGAAUUCACCCCACAGUGCACCGGGAAUGCAGCAUGGCCCUGGGGCUGACGGUCAUCAGAACAGCGGUUAGACGUAGGGCCAACAGGAGCUGCAGCACUUGAGCGCACAGAGCAGCAUCCAGUUGGAUCCUGCACUCCUGAAGGCAGUGUGAGCUUUGCCCUUGACUGCAGGGGUAACAGGACCAGCUCUAUGGACCUGACCCAAAGCCCAGGAAUCAGUGGAGUCUUUUCAUUGACUUCAGUGGCCACUGAUUCAGCCUCAAUGUGAAUAGCAGCAGGGUUUGGCUUUUUGGUCGAGUAGCAGGUGUUCACUGCUAGAGCUGGGAUACUAAACUCCAUGGAGCAUGGGGGGGUAGUCAGUCCUAUGGAAUGGGGGGAGUUCAGGAUUGUGAGGCUGCUCUAUCUCCUCUCAACUGUCAGACUUCGAGCAGGGCAGUGUUUGAGGAAUGAGGCCAGAUCACCAUUUCCCGGAUCACCAUAAUGUUUUCCCAUUAACACCAGCAGAUCCCUUCUGACUCUGGGUCAGGGCUUCAGUUUUACACCAGCAUCUGGGCUACAUAAGAUUAUUUCCCAUGGGAGAAUACUAGCUGCAUCAAAUAAUUGAUGGAAAAAAUAGGGUAUUUACCAAAGUGGCAUCAAGUAUGUAGAAAAUGAACCACCAACAAAAAAUCCUU
Molecule: messenger RNA, 5258 nt
Organism: Chelonia mydas (Green sea turtle)
Lineage: Eukaryota; Metazoa; Chordata; Testudines; Cheloniidae
Gene: ZSWIM7
Product: zinc finger SWIM-type containing 7
Exons: 7
Coding region: 186-728 (180 amino acids)
Biological process (GO): double-strand break repair via homologous recombination
Cellular component (GO): Shu complex
Molecular function (GO): zinc ion binding
Source: RefSeq, a predicted model, not a curated record